UUGGAUUUGGGAGAGAAAGACGCCCCGCUAUGGCCAAAAAGUGAAGCUAAACUUGUACAGUAAUAAGGAUAAAAUGGCGGCGCCAUUAGGAGACUCGGGGGAUGAAAAUUACUUCGUUCGAGAGAUUGAAAAGAACGAUGGAUGUUGCUUACAAAUGAAACAGUGUAGCACGGGAGAUGUGGGAUGUGUGGUAUGGGACGCAGCUAUCGUCCUUUCUAAAUAUUUAGAGACACGACAGUUUUAUGAGCCUCAAAAUGGAGUAAACAAAUGGGCCAACAAAAGCGUUUUGGAACUGGGAGCGGGGACUGGAGUCGUGGGACUCAUGGCAGCGACAUUGGGAGCAUACGUCACAGUGACCGACCUGGAAGAUUUACAGCAUCUACUGCAAAUCAACAUCCGGGACAAUCGGUCCCUGGUCACUAGUGGCUCUAUCGCAGCCAAGGUACUUAAAUGGGGAGAGGAUGUGACAGAAUUUUCCCCUCGCCCUGAUUAUAUUCUAAUGGCUGAUUGCAUUUACUAUGAACAGUCUUUGGGGCCACUGGUGAAGACUCUGAGAGAUCUUGCUGGACCAGAGACCUGUGUGAUCUGUUGCUAUGAGCAGCGCACCAUGGGCAACAACCCAGAAGUGGAGAAUACAUUUUUCCAGCUUCUGCUCCAACACUUCAGAUCAGAGGAGAUCCCCCAGGAGAAGCAGGACCCAGAGUUCAGCAGCCCAGACAUCCACAUCCUGCACCUUUACCCACUGGCCUGAUGCUAUGCUGGGGGCCUCUGGGAGAGGAAGUGCCUAUCUCUAUACAGAGAGAGCUGGGUUUCCACAGUGAUACCUGGAUGAAGGGCUGGGGCCUAGCACUGAGCCAGGGAGCACAGCUUCCAGGUUAUGGGAGGCUUAUAGCAAAGGAUCGGACUACCACUCACGGUUCUCUUACACAUCAGCGUAACAUCUCAUAACCUACGGUACUUCUGUGAGUGGACACACUUAACAUGUGCUUUUUCCCCCUUGUGAGUUUUAUUACUUGGGGUUCAGUGUUUUUUUUUUAUCAUAUAUUUGGAUUUUUAUACCAUGACUUCCAUUAAAGAAAGGUCUAAAUUUAAUGAGAAGCUGUGCUUUACCAGUCCAUGGAUAGAAAUGCAUGGAAGCAAAGAAAAUUCAGCAGUAUGUGAAUACUGAACUCAAAUACUGACAAUGUUGACUCAAAUUCAAAUCCCAGCUGUAAGUUGCACAUGUAAAUAUGCACAUGAAUAACGAGACUUUGCCAAAGGGCCACAAAACAAAAAGCCCUAUGUGUGUUCCUGCAAAGAUUUGUAUCUUUUGUUGUGAUGUCUUCACAAUGCAAAGCAUUGUACAGCUUCAGGCAGGUGCAUUUGAUUCUCACCACUUCCUCGAUCCCAUCAGUGUGAACUCCACGUUUUAUACUCAAUAAAACAAAGAAAGACCUUUACAAACAA
Molecule: messenger RNA, 1446 nt
Organism: Conger conger (European conger)
Lineage: Eukaryota; Metazoa; Chordata; Actinopteri; Anguilliformes; Congridae
Gene: vcpkmt
Product: valosin containing protein lysine (K) methyltransferase
Exons: 5
Coding region: 74-751 (225 amino acids)
Biological process (GO): peptidyl-lysine methylation
Cellular component (GO): cytoplasm; cytosol
Molecular function (GO): protein-lysine N-methyltransferase activity
Source: RefSeq, a predicted model, not a curated record